UGGAGCUUUCCGGACCCAAUAAGAUGUUGGACCCGGUCUGGUUACCCUGGUAACAGGUGUCGCGGUUUGUCAAGGAACCCAGAGAGCAGUCAUAUCUUUCCACAGACUUAAAAGGGCUCUUCACCUCAAUCAUGGAGUCUUCCUCAAAGGGUCUGCUCACCCACGUUACUCAAUUCUGGAACCUCCUAGACGAUCUGGCUGAAAGCAACCCUGAGGGCUACGAGAAGUUUAUUCAACAGCAGCUGAAAGAAGGGGAACAGCUCUGUGCCGCCCCAGAACCACAGCUCUGUCUACAGACCAGGAUCCUGAAACCAAAGGAAAAAAUACUUUUCAUCAACCUAUGUCAGUGGAAAAGGAUCCCAGCUCCCUAAUCAAACACUCAUCCAGCGGCUUUAAGUGUUGGCAGACCAGAAGAUAUGUCUGAGAACUCAGAUGUUUAUACAGUCAUCGAUGUGGCCUACAAUCCUGAUGUUCUCCAGGCUGCAGAAAAGGACCAAGUGAGAAAAAAUCAAUUAAUACAGGUGGCCAUGAAAUGCAUUGAGGAAAAGCUCCAACUCACUCUCUCGCACUCUUACAGUAUUACCAAAUUUAGAAUAAAAGGAAGCAUUCAAAGGAUGAAACAAAAUCUGAUGAGAAUGCAAACUAACCCCACAGAUUUAAGAGAGAAAAUGAGAAAGGAACUAACCCUUGAACAGAUAACUAAUUCUGGGAGCAAUCCAGAUGACUUUCAACUUUUAUUGCCAAAAGAUGAAGUUUCAAGCAAAACAAGGUGUCUGAUAGAGGAGAUUUCCAGUACAGAGAGCCGGGUAGAGAUGAAGGAACCAGCCUAUGAAUUAGAAAUUGUGGCUGAUCAGAAUAAGAAACCUCUGAAAAUUGAGAUAAAAGUUGAAUUACCUGGUAUUAAUUCCGCAUCUCUCUGUGACCUUAGUGUUUCUGAGGAUGACUUAUUGAUUGAGGUCCCGGAGAAGUACAGACUACAUCUGAAUCUUCCAGAAUCUGUGGAUACUGAAAUGACUACAGCAAAAUUUAUUAAAGAGAAAGCUACAUUAAUUGUCAUAAUGCCAUUGGUGGGUGCAGGUAGAGAAGACCCAGCAUUCAGUGAGAAUUUAAACAAGAAGAGCUAAAAGAACUCCCUGGAUUUUGAGAUGCAGUGGACUGGCAGGAGCUGAGCCUGCAGGCAGAGCUUGAACAAACGGAAGAGUGGAGGCAGCGGACUGCACUGUGGGAGAAUCAGAGCGCAGGAUGUAGAGUGGACUGGAAAGUAGGAUUCCCUGUCUAUAUUAUGCCAUGAGUACCUUUGCAUCUGGGUCCUUUCUCGGAGUAUAUAUUUUUAACACAGAAAAUAAAACACUCAUAUUACAAAAAACAAUAACAACAACAACAAAAAACCCACAACCAAACUAAAAACCCCAACUAUAUUGAAAAUCAAUUACCAAACUAUUCAAAAAACAAAACUGUGGGGCACCUGGGUGGCUCAGUCAGUUAA
This is a messenger RNA of Hyaena hyaena (striped hyena), 1486 nucleotides long. It is a transcript of the gene PIH1D2, whose product is annotated as PIH1 domain containing 2. NCBI's taxonomy places the organism in Eukaryota, Metazoa, Chordata, Mammalia, Carnivora, Hyaenidae. Gene Ontology annotation, cellular component: ribonucleoprotein complex; R2TP complex; cytoplasm. Gene Ontology annotation, biological process: box C/D snoRNP assembly; rRNA processing. The record is from RefSeq and is a predicted model, not a curated record. The transcript is spliced from 7 exons.